AUGUGUGGAGGUACUCCAAAGACUGCACACAGCACAGGAGGGCAAACAGACCGAGCAAGAAACAGUAAUAAUGCCUCUUGCCCACUGGGAAAUAAUAUCUCAAACACAGGAUUAGCUAAAAAGGCUAAAAAAUCUUUUGUGGCAGAACAGAGCACCGACCAUAAAAGCAGUGUCAAUACAUUGUUGCAAAACAGCUGGUCCUGUUCGGAGUUUGACUUGAAUGAAAUCCGCCUGAUAGUUUACCAGGAUUGUGAGAGAAGAGGCAGACAGGUGUUGUUUGAUUCCAAAGCAGUGCGCAAAGUUGAUGAGGCAGCAGCUCAGAAAAUAGUAGAGGAUGCUCCAGGAAAGGCUUCUGCCAAGUGUUGCCAAGCAAGCAAUGGGACCAAUAGUAUUUCUUCCCAUAGUCCAUCAGUGGGCUGUACACAGCAUGUCAAGGACCAGCUUCCAAAGUACCAGUACACUAGACCAGCCUCUGAUGUCAACAUGCUUGGAGAAAUGAUGUUUGGCUCAGUGGCAAUGAGUUACAAAGGUUCUACCUUGAAAAUCCACUACAUACGCUCUCCUCCGCAGCUUAUGAUAAGUAAAGUGUUCUCAGCCAGAGUGGGAAGCUUCAGUGGAAGCACAAAUAACUUGCAAGAUAGCUUUGAAUACAUCAAUCAAGAUCCCUGUCUGGGAAAAUUGAGCUCUAAUCAAAAUGGUUUGGGCACCUGCCGUAGUGGAAGUAAUCUAGGUGUGUUACAGCUGUGUAGCAGCAAAGUGCUGCAGGGUGUAUCUGAAGGAGUUCCCCUCCGGCUCAUCCGGAGUGCUUCUUUCUUUGCAGCACAUAGCACCCCCGUUGAUAUGCCUAGCAGAGGGCAAAAUGAGGACAGAGACAGCGGCAUUGCUCGGUCAGCAUCUCUGAGUAGUCUCUUGAUUACACCGUUCCCAUCACCAAGCUCCUCAUCCUCCUCUUCCAGUAGCUACCAGCGCCGCUGGCUCCGAAGUCAAACAACAAGUUUAGAAAAUGGAAUUAUUCCAAGGUGGUCCACCGAAGAGACUUUUAGCAUGGCUGAUGAAAGCUGCAGUUCCAAUCCUGCAAUGAUUCGGAGGAAAAAAAUUGCCAUCAGUGUAAUUUUCUCCCUGCCUGAAAGAGAAGACGCACAGAGGAACUUCCAGGACUUCUUUUUCUCUCACUUCCCUCUAUUUGAAUCCCAUAUGAACAAGUUAAAGAGUGCAAUUGAAAAGGCCAUGAUCCUCUGUAGAAAAAUAGCAGAAUCCAGCCUAAGAGUACAGGUUUAUAUCAGCCGUGUCACGGAUGCCCUGGGAGAAUUCAGACUUACAAUCUGGAACCUGUAUUCCGUUCCAAGGAUCGCAGAACCUGUGUGGCUUACCAUGAUGUCCAGCACUUUGGAAAAGAACCAGCUAUGCCAGCGCUUUCUUAAGGAAUUUACACUUCUGAUAGAACAGAUCAACAAAAACCAGUUCUUAGCUGCUUUAUUGACUGCGGUGCUGACCUAUCACCUGGCGUGGGUCCCAACUGUAAUGCCAGUUGACCAUCCUCCCAUAAAGGCCUUCUCUGAGAAAGGCACAUCACAAUCUGUAAACCUGCUGGCAAAAUCGCAUCCUUAUAACCCUCUCUGGGCACAGCUCGGUGAUCUGUAUGGUGCCAUAGGCUCUCCCGUUAGGCUGACACGGACUGUGAUUGUUGGAAAACAUAAGGAAUUAGUUCAACGUAUUCUCUACGUUCUAACAUACUUCCUACGGUGCUCUGAGCUACAGGAAAAUCAACUGGCCUGGAAUGGGAAAGUUGGAGAGGAAGAGCAACUGCUAAAUGGAAGGAAGAUCACAACUACAUUGGAAAAGGGAGAGGUUGAAGAAUCUGAUUAUGUGGUUGUCACUGUUAAGAAUGAACCUGCUCUUGUGCCGCCAAUCCUACCUCAGAAGAAUAGUGGAAAUCAAACCAGUAGCAAGGUGGGGCACGUCAGUAACCCAGAGAGCUCUCCUGCUCUGCCAAUAUCCUCAAAAGAAAAGAAUGAAGAAGUAACAGGAAAGGGUGAUCAGAGCUCCUGGGCAUCCUGUAUUGCAUCAAAAGACUGCACUGUUGGCAGUUUUGAGUCUAAAGGAAUGGUAGAUGACAGUAGGAAAGGGAAGGUAGUUGACGAUAUAGGAACUGUGUCCUAUCAUUUUGAAGAACAAAUAGAAUCAGAGGAUUUAACGGAUGACUUAAAGAAUAGCAACCAGACCACGAGUGAAGUGGCAGAAAAGCCAUCUGACAGGUCAUCUGCUGUACCGUGUCCUGAGAGGUUUGUUGAUAGGAGUCCUAAUUUAGAAAGGGUCACCUUCCAGAUUGGAAGUUCUACAUCGCCAGAGUCUGAUUUAGAAACUCGCAAGAGGGACAUGGAUGAAAAUUUUAGGGCAUUCAAAAAAAAUCUACAGGUAGCAAGCUGUAUUUCAAGUCCACCAAAUGUGCCUGCAGAAACUUCCCAGAGCCAACAAGAAACUUCCAAAGCCUCCCUUAACCCAUUACACAUUAGGCGUAAUAUCUGUUAUGCACAAAUUCCGUCAUGUGAAGCGAGUGCGAGUAUAUUUGAUGAAUAUUUUGCUGAGGGUAAUAAAAUUGAAAUGAAUGUAGCAAAUACUUCUACUCUGUGUGGCUUGUCAGAUGAACCACUUAAGCCAUCUGAUAACAAAAUAGAAACUGUAAAAACAGAAAUCUCAGAGGAAGCUAGAACCCUGUGCUCCAAGAAUGGGGAGGGCCAUUCACUUGACUCUGUUAAAACAAGUUCUGACGUACAGGACUCUGGCCAAGUAGUCACUGAAGAUGUCCCCUAUGGGGAUGCUGGAAGGAAAAUCUCCUUCCGAAUCGAAGGGGAUAUUCCUAGGAAUGAGAGUUCAGAUAGUGCACUUGGAGACAGCGACGACGAUGGUGCUUCAUGUAUCUCUGAUCUACACCCUCGAGGCCAUGUCAACAAUAGGCAUGAAGAAUUUACAGAAGUAGAACUUCCUUUACCAAGAUCCAACAUAAUCAGCAGUCCAAGUGUGAAAAACUUUGGAAGGUCACUUCUCGGUGGUUACUGUCCCACAUACAUGCCUGAUCUGGUACUGCAUGGAAUAAGUAAUGAUGAAAAACUCAAGCAGUGGUUACCAACAGAUCUGCUUCAUGCAGUGCAUCAUCCAGUACUAGAUGAGCCCAUAGCAGAAGCAGUCUGUAUUAUUGCCGAUACGGAUAAAUGGAAUGUACAGGUGGCUACAAGCCAGAGAAGGCUGAUGGACAGUAUGAAGCUAGGCAAAGAUGUCUUAGUCUCCAGUCAAGUGUCCAAUUUGCUGCAGUCUAUUUUACAGCUUUACAAACUCCACCUCCCAGCUGACUUUUGCAUAAUGCAUCUUGAGGAUAGGCUACAGGAGAUGUACCUCAAAAGCAAAAUGCUUUCGGAAUACCUGCGAGGACAUACAAGAGUUCAUGUAAAAGAGCUAGGAAUUGUAUUGGGGAUUGAAUCCAAUGACUUGCCUUUGUUGGCUGCUAUCGCAAGCACUCACUCCCCGUAUGUUGCUCAAAUACUCUUAUAA
Molecule: messenger RNA, 3546 nt
Organism: Emys orbicularis (European pond turtle)
Lineage: Eukaryota; Metazoa; Chordata; Testudines; Emydidae
Gene: FNIP2
Product: folliculin interacting protein 2
Exons: 18
Coding region: 1-3546 (1181 amino acids)
Cellular component (GO): cytoplasm
Molecular function (GO): protein-folding chaperone binding; ATPase inhibitor activity
Source: RefSeq, a predicted model, not a curated record